This is a messenger RNA of Botrytis fragariae, 2487 nucleotides long. RefSeq lists its product as uncharacterized. NCBI's taxonomy places the organism in Eukaryota, Fungi, Ascomycota, Leotiomycetes, Helotiales, Sclerotiniaceae. The record is from RefSeq and is a predicted model, not a curated record. The coding region runs from base 1 to 2487 and encodes 828 amino acids. The transcript has a single exon.
AUGCCUCACAAUGAUGCUGACUUCUUUGGUUCGAAAAGUAGCGAUAUCUCACAAAAUACCAAAUACUUAUCCAAAAUGCUUAUAGCUCCGCCAUCUUCACCUCAAACACCCGAGAAAAAGUGCAGAUCUCCCAAACGCAGCUUUGAGAAGUCUCCAUCACCUUCCCAGAUUUCCAAACUAAAGGCGGAAUCUUUAAGAUGCCUAGGCAUUUCAUUUGACUUGGCAGAAGAGGAAAAGGAAGCCCGAAACAUUCCAUCUCCACCAAAAAGACAACGAAUGAUAUGGCAUGUGGUCGAAAGAGAGACAGAUAACAAGCUUGAAAUAACCGGGGACAAACCCAAAGCUCGCGAGAGUCUUCUAUCAAGAAGAGCACGACAAACUUUGGAGGGAAACCGCAGACCAAAGCUAGCGAUUAGGAAAAAAGAGGAACUAGAUGUCAUUGCUACCACUCCGUUAAGAAGCAUUGCAGGCGAAACUUGUUGUGAAAAUGAUUCCGCUGCGGAGAACAGAGGCAUGAAUCAGGUCACUGGCAAGGUGGAAGUGAAAUUGCUGUCUAGUUUGACUGAAGAAAGCAGGGAGGGAAAAGAAACAAAAGAUGACCUUCCGGUCCUCGUCAAACUUUGCAGGGGCUUGGAAGAGCCUCAAGUAUCUCCAAAGAUUGAACAAAUGAGAUCAAGCAGUGGAUUUGAUAAUCAUUCGACUACUCUUGAAAUAGACUUGUUUGGUGGAAAUGAAAACAUGGUCAAAGGCAUCGAAUUUGUUUCCCGAGGCCCAGAAAACAAUAGGCCCAUUGCACAAGAAAAGGAAGAUUCGGAAACUUAUUUGAAGUUUCUCGAGCUAUUUUACAGCCAGAAAGAAACAGGAACUAAGAAGGAGAUCGAAGAAUUAGCCCUCAUCAUUGAGAGCGUAAAGCGUAUGUUUAUGAGCGGAAAACUGGAUAGACAAUUGCGGAAGAUUGAUGACAGAAAGACGCGGGAUGAAAUGUAUCUUAAGGCCUUGGAGUCUUUGGGCGAAAAGACAGGAACAGAGCCUAACAAAAGAACCGAAGACAUGAGGCUCAUGAUUGAGAUCUUUAAAUCUAUUCGAAGCGGACAGUUGGCGAAGGACUUACAAACACUGCGAGAAAUUUUCGAAGCGUGUCGGAAAGGCUUGGACCGGUUAAUUAGAGAGGCAGAAGAGGCUUAUGCGAGGAAGAAUCAGGAAGAACAACCUAGUUCGCCCACUUCAUCCAGGGUUUCUGCUUCUUCUAAAAAUGACUGCCAAGAUGGUGUACCUUUAGCAAAGGAAUAUGAAGCUAUCACAACAAAUGACAUACAAGACAAGAAUGUCGGAGGGGUUGAAUCAAUAGGAAAUUCUUCGGAGAAGAUCUUGAGAGAGCCAGUUUGGGGGGCCAUGAAGUCUCGAUGGGGAGAAGAUUUCCCAUUGCCUGCAGAUUUCGACGAUGAAGCUGCUAUGCUGCAACAAGCUUUUAUUCAAUCAAACUAUGACGAGUUUAUAAGAUUAAAGGGCUAUCGAGAUACCUCUUGCUCAACGGCUUCUGCAAACGACAUCAUCAGCAAGAAACAUAAUAUCAUCACCAUAGAAAGCUCUGAGAAGGUGAACGAAGAAAACAAUGAAGACAUUAGCCCCGAAUACCAACAGGACGCUGAUGAUGAGAAUUCUGAUACAUCUGAGUCUGAAUCUGCCCACUAUAGUGCCUAUAUUAGCGAUGAAGAAACCGAAAUCGGCACAAAAGAAACAAGCGAAAUAGGAAAUUUGACUGAAAUGAAGGAUAUUUCAGUUGCAUCGAUCGAGUGCGUAAUAAAGGACCUUCUCAUUGCUACUGCAGAGCAAUUGAAACAAGAUUUUACAAGUAUGUUUCAGAAGAAGUGUUGUGAAUCAACUGGGAAAGGAUCCGAUAAUUCCAUGGACGAAAUGUUUAUCGCGACUACUGUAGCCGUGGUCAGAAGAUCAUUCCAAUUUUUGAAGUUGGACGCAUUUGGUGAGGCAUUGAAAAAAGCAACGGAAGAAGUAUUGGCAGAGGAAAAAGUAAAAGAGCGUCGCUGUGCCACUUCAUCUGAAUCCACAGCCUCUAUCGAACAAAAAAUCUUCAAGAAGUGGGCUAUCGCCUAUCCAGAGGCCAUUCCAAUACGCUCCUUUGAAUUCAUGCGAGCCAUCGAUAUCCUUAUCUCCCUCACAAGGUCUACUCCCUACAACCAUGCUAUCCUUGAAGACACCCCUGAAUGUAUGUACGAUGCGUUAGUAGUUUAUAUACAAUACUACUUGGACACGUGCACCAACAGAAAGUGCAUAGAAAUUGUUGAGGGACAUUCUCUUGAUCAACAGAUUCAAUGGAUCAGAGAAAUGCACUCUUUUGUUUAUUGGUGGAAGGAGGUGUCUGAGGAAUUUAAAGGAAUAUGGGGAAAAGGAGUACUGAAUGAGGAGGUUCUAAAGAACUUUGAUGUAUAUGGAGGUAAUUGGAAUGAGGAUGAGGCUGGAAGAGAUUAA